Messenger RNA from Staurois parvus, 311 nucleotides. The record is from the annotation of a GenBank genome assembly. Lineage: Eukaryota; Metazoa; Chordata; Amphibia; Anura; Ranidae.
CGCAGAAAACUUGCAUUUAGCAGUCGAUUUUAUCAGCGUUUCAAACUCAAAACGGCUAAUCACGUUUAUAAGCGUUUGCGUCUGGAAUUUUUUUUUAACUCUUUCAGUUCCCGAUGCUGUCCAGAGCCUAGUUUCAUCAUGAAAAAUGCAUGCAAAGCGUUUUAAAGGUACUCAGAUGGACAAAACACUGAAAACAUGAUGUUCCUACCAAGCUUAUCACACAUUGAAUGACCACUUAACACCUCAGACCUCUCACACCCUUGGAAACAAAAGAUAUGGUAAUUACCAUUCACACCUCAAAUUCCUCAUGA